This is a messenger RNA of Oppiella nova, 1914 nucleotides long. The record is from the annotation of a GenBank genome assembly. NCBI's taxonomy places the organism in Eukaryota, Metazoa, Arthropoda, Arachnida, Sarcoptiformes, Oppiidae.
AUGUUGACGUGGGCUGUUGGCAUGUUAUCUGGUCUGGCUUUUCUUGGUUAUGGUAUCGCACCUCCUGCAGCCGAUUGGGGCCUGAUGAUUAAUGAAAAUCGUGCUGGGUUAUUGGUUCAACCGUGGGCAGUAAAAGACUUAACGGUGGCAUUGGUCAACACAGGCAAUCAUGUAGUUUCGAAUAUUUCUUUUCAUUUAAACGAGGGCGAAGUCCUUGGGUUGGUGGGAGAAAGUGGUUCAGGUAAAACCACAUUGUCGAGUGCGUUAUUGGGCUAUGCACGACAUGGUGCCAAAAUUAUUCAAGGCACAAUUGCGCUGGAUGGACAAGAUAUCCUCAGUCUUGACGAUCACGCCUUGCGUCAAAUUCGAGGUUAUAAAAUCAGUCACGUUGCCCAAGAUCCGGGAACGGCACUAAAUCCAGCAUUAACAAUUGGACAGCAUCUACUUGAGUUAUUAGAAGUCCAUCAAUCACGCUUAUCCAGUAGUGAAAGAAAUCAUAAAGUUGCUAAAAUUUUAGAUGAAGUGGGAUUGCCUCAGGAUGAUGUGUUUUUAAAACGCUAUCCUCAUCAGCUUUCCGGCGGGCAACAACAACGGAUUUUAUUAGCAUUGGCAUUUUUGUUACAGCCUCGCUUAAUUGUCUUGGAUGAACCGACAACAGCAUUGGAUGUUACAACCCAAACUUUAGUGCUAAAUAUUAUUCGUAAAUUAUGUCGCGAAUAUAAUGUUGCAGCAAUUUAUGUAUCACAUGAUUUGACUGUGGUGAAAGAUAUUGCAGAUCGCGUAAUCGUCCUGUAUUCAGGCCAGAUUGCAGAAGAUGCCGCAUUAAGUCAGUUAUUUGAAACGCCAAAACAUCCUUAUACUCAAGGUUUACUCAAUGCCAUCCCCGAUGUGUCGAUUCGUAAAUAUUUAUCCCCCAUCGAAGGACAUGCACCCUCACCGAAUGACCGUCCAACAGGAUGUGCCUUUGCCGCAAGAUGUACUUUCGCUAGCGAAUUAUGUCAUCAACAGCAACCGAAAUUAACCCUGUUAUCUCAAGGAGUUGAUCCACAUUUUGUUGCUUGUCAUCAUUGGGAUGAAAUGGGUGUGAUCAAUUUUCAAGAGCUUGAUCCGCAUCUGAUUGAAUUAAAAACAGAUCAACAGGCACUGCUUAAAGUAGAACAUAUCAAUGCUUGGUAUGGCCAGCAACAAGCACUUUUCGAUGUUUCUUUUCAAAUACAGCGUGGAGAAUGUUUGGCCUUAGUCGGGGAGUCUGGUUCAGGUAAAACCACACUGUCUAGAGUGAUUGCAGGACUGAAUGAAAAUGCAGAAGGUCAGGUGAUUUUAGCAGAUGAAGUAUUGUCCUUGCAGGGACAAAAACGUCAGUUAACACAACGACAUAAACUGCAGUAUAUCUUUCAAAAUCCAUAUAAAGCCUUGAAUCCAGCACAUACCAUAGGACAGACACUCACUAAAGUGGUUCAGCACUUUUUUGCUACAUCUCAGCAAGAAACUCAACAAAAGGUCGUUCAGGUACUUCAACAAGUAUCGCUUCCUCCACAGGUUCAAGAACUCUACCCAAGAGAUUUAUCUGGCGGAGAACGGCAACGUGUAGCGAUUGCACGAGCGCUGUUAUGUCAGCCUGAUGUUUUGAUUUGCGACGAAAUUACUUCUGCUUUAGAUGUGUCAGUACAAGCAUCUAUUUUAAAACUGUUGCAACAACUGCAAAAGCAAGGCGUAACUUUACUUUUUGUGACCCAUAACCUUGGGGUAGUUCGAGCAAUUGCUGAUCGAGUUGCCGUUUUAAAAAAUGGCCAUCUGGUGGAAUACGGUGAAACCGAUCAAGUACUGAGUCAUCCGCAACAUGGGUAUACCAAAACUUUGCUCACACAUGCACCCAGCUUAUUUAAGACUACAGCACAGCGUAUCUGUGCAUAA